AUGAGCUCCCCUCCUCCGCCCGGUGUUUACGUCCCUGCGGUGCUCUUCUUUGACGAGGCCGAGGAGCUCGAUGUUGUAGCGAUCAAGGCGCACACCCUCCGACUUGCCCAGGGGGGCGUGACAGGCAUCCUAGUGCAGGGCAGCAAUGGCGAGGCCCAACACCUUUCGCACGAAGAGCGCAAGGCCACGAUCAGCCUCACGCGCGCGACCCUCGACGAGAACGGUUUCCAAAACGUCCUCAUCAUCGCCGGGACGGGCGGACAGUCGACGCGGGAGACGAGGAAGCUCUGCGUAGAUGCGAAGGAAGCCGGCGCGAGCCAUGCGCUCGUGCUCACUCCGGGCGUGUGGCCAAACCAGAUGAACAAGGACAGGAUCCUGAAGUUCCACCGCGAUGUCGCAGACGCGUCCCCCAUCCCGACCAUGAUCUACAACUUCCCCGUCGUGACCGCCGGCCUCAAUCUCGACUCGGACAUAAUCGCCGCGCUCGCCGUGCACCCCAACAUCGUCGGCACGAAGCUCUCCUGCGCUGAUGUCGGGAAGCUGAACCGCCUCACGUCCUCCCUCUCUCCUGAGAAGUUUGCGACCUUCCCGGGGUCGUCCUCCGUCUUCCUACAGGGUUUGGUCGUCGGCAGUGCAGGCAUAAUUGGUGCGCUGCCUAACGUUGCGCCGAAGGCCCACCUUCAUCUAUACAAGCUCUUCAAGGAGGGCAAGAUGGCGGAGGCGCAGAAGCUGCAGGGUCUGCUGGCGCAUGCCGACUGGGAGUUGCAGAAGCUGGGCAGCAUUGCAGGGAUCAAGGCGGUGGUGUCGAAGCACUUCGGAUACGGUAGCACCGAUGUGAGGGGACCCUUGACGCCGCAGAACUUGGAAGCUGUGGACGCUGCGGCGAUCACCAAACUCGAGGAGCUCAUCGCUUUGGAGAAGACGUUGUAA
Messenger RNA from Epithele typhae, 930 nucleotides. Its product is annotated as dihydrodipicolinate synthetase. The record is from RefSeq and is a predicted model, not a curated record. The transcript has 3 exons. Bases 1 to 930 code for a protein of 309 amino acids. Gene Ontology annotation, molecular function: 4-hydroxy-tetrahydrodipicolinate synthase activity. NCBI's taxonomy places the organism in Eukaryota, Fungi, Basidiomycota, Agaricomycetes, Polyporales, Epitheliaceae.